CACAUGCACACGUCGCGUGAUACACGCUACAUGUCUUCUGCUAGUUCGCUGAAUGCCACUGGGAUACUACCUUGUUUUCUGCAAAUCUGCGAGUUUUGUCGAUAGAUACAGUCAUAUCUCUUUCCCCUCCUUUUGAAAUCCACUUGUGAGAAACUUGAUCCAACUCAGGAUGUCAGCGAAAGCAAUCCGCGAGGCCGGAGGCAAAGCCCUUCUUGGAAGGCAUCUCAAAUCAGCAUCGGUAGCACCAUUCCGUGGCGCCACGGUAACGGAGGAUGUCAACUGGGAUCAACUCACUGCUGAAAACCCUUGGCUUCUAACUGAGCGUCUGGUUGUGAAACCUGAUCAGCUUAUCAAGCGUCGUGGUAAACUUGGUCUCAUCAAAGUCAACGCCGACCUGCAAGGUGUCAAAGACUGGCUUUCUACAAGACUGGGACACAACAUUGAGGUUGGAGCUGCAACGGGCAAACUGAAGAACUUCUUGAUUGAGCCCUUCGUUGCUCAUAAACCAGAGGAUGAGUUUUACGUGUGUAUCUACUGCCAACGAGCUAGUGAUGUCAUCCUCUUCCAUCACGAGGGCGGGGUCGAUGUUGGUGAUGUCGAUGCUAAGGCUGUCAAGAUGGAGGUUGGACUCCAAGAAGAGGUUACAACUGAGGGUAUCAGGGUUGCACUCCUCUCCAAUGUAGCCGAUGGGAAAAAGGAGAUGGUUGCUGGAUUCGUCAAGGAUCUUUAUCAACAGUUCCGUGAUCUCUACUUCACUUACCUUGAGAUAAAUCCACUUGUUGUAACUGAUAAAGUCUAUGUAUUGGAUCUUGCUGCUAAGAUCGAUGCCACUGCGGAGUACCUGUGUAAGCUACAGUGGGGAGACCUGGAGUUCCCUCCUCCAUUCGGAAGGGAGGCAUUCCCUGAGGAAGCAUAUAUUGCAGACCUAGACGCUAAGAGUGGUGCUUCGUUGAAACUGACGAUCUUGAAUCCUGCCGGUCGUAUCUGGACCAUGGUAGCAGGAGGUGGUGCUUCAGUCAUCUACAGUGACACCAUCUGUGACCUCGGUGGAGCAUCGGAGUUGGCUAACUACGGUGAGUACUCGGGAGCCCCCAGCGAGGGCCAGACCUACGAGUACGCCAAGACCAUCCUUGGUCUGAUGACAAGGGAACAGCAUCCUAAUGGCAAGGUUCUCAUCAUUGGAGGAGGGAUCGCUAACUUCACCAAUGUUGCAUCUACAUUUAAGGGUAUUGUGAGAGCUUUGAAGCAGUUUCGUGAGAAGCUGAUUGAGUUCAAGGUAUCUAUCUAUGUCAGACGAGGAGGUCCUAACUACCAGGAAGGUUUGCGUGUCAUGAGGGAACUUGGUGGAAACCUUGGUGUCCCUAUGUAUGUGUUUGGUACUGAGACUCACAUGACCGCCAUUGUUGGUAUGGCCCUCGGUAAAAGAGAAGUACCGGAAACCCCUCCCACCGAUUCUACCACGGCCAGUUUCUUGCUUUCGGGAAGUGCGUUUUUACCCAAACCUGCCGAUGCUCGAGGUGUCCCCGCAGGUGCCAGCAAGAGUGCGCCAGAGCUCGGAGCUACUGCCAAAGUCUCACCAGUGGCCAACCGGAAGGAGAAGUCUGCCUCUGAUGCAGAUACUGUCAAGAUCAGCCAGGCAGUCACAGGAGUAGAUGGUUCCGGAGCUGCCUCAGGUUCCAGGACACUCUUCACCAAAUCAACCAAGUCAUUCAUCUUUGGAAUGCAGCCCAGAGCUGUCCAGGGUAUGUUGGACUUUGAUCACUCCUGCAGACGGGAUGAACCAUCGGUCGUUGGCAUGAUCUACCCAUUCAGUGGUGACCACAAGCAGAAGUUUUACUGGGGUCAUAAGGAGAUCUUGAUCCCUGUCUAUAAAUCCAUGGCCAAAGCCAUGAAGGCACAUCCGGAAGUAGAUGUUGUCAUCAACUUCGCUUCUCUCCGAUCUGCUUAUGAUAGCACUGUUGAAGUCAUGACAUAUCCUCAGAUCCGUACCAUUGCCAUCAUUGCAGAAGGCAUUCCAGAAAACAAGACAAGGACCCUGAUUGACAUGGCUAAUAAGAAGAACGUCACAAUCAUCGGUCCAGCUACGGUUGGAGGUAUCAAACCAGGAUGCUUUAAGAUUGGUAACACCGGUGGAAUGUUGGAUAACAUCCUCUCCUCCAGGCUGUACCGUCCAGGCAGCGUGUCUUACGUCUCAAGAUCAGGAGGAAUGUCCAACGAGCUCAACAACAUCAUCUCCAGGAAUGCCGAUGGUGUUUAUGAAGGUGUAGCAAUCGGAGGAGACAGGUACCCAGGGACAACCUUCCUUGAUCACAUCCUUCGUUACCAUGACGACCCAGAGGUUAAGAUGCUGGUCAUGCUUGGAGAGGUUGGCGGUACAGAGGAGUAUGAAGUAUGCUCGGCCAUCGAGUCAGGACGCAUUGCAAAGCCCAUGGUAGCAUGGUGUAUAGGUACAUGUUCUACAAUGUUCUCGUCGGAGGUUCAGUUUGGUCAUGCUGGGGCAUGUGCGAAUGGUGAGAGGGAGACAUCUAGUGCUAAGAACCAAGCCCUCAGGGUAGCGGGAGCCUAUGUACCCAACAGCUUCGAUGAUCUUGGAGAUAAGAUUGCGGAGGUGUAUCAACGUCUAGUAUCUCAGGGUGUCAUCACACCUAAAGAAGAACAACCACCACCAACUGUUCCUAUGGAUUAUAACUGGGCAAGGGAGCUUGGUUUGAUCCGUAAGCCUGCAUCGUUCAUGACCAGCAUCGUCGACGAGAGAGGACAGGAGCUCAUCUAUGCUGGUAUGCCCAUCUCGGAGAUCUUCGAGCAGAACAUCGGCAUCGGUGGAGUCCUUUCACUUCUAUGGUUCCAAAGAAGAUUACCACCAUACGCAACCAAGUUCAUUGAGAUGUGCUUGAUUGUAACUGCCGAUCACGGUCCUGCGGUAUCAGGAGCUCAUAAUACCAUUGUCACUGCUAGGGCAGGCAAGGAUCUCAUCUCAUCUCUGACAUCAGGACUUCUUACAAUUGGAGAUCGUUUUGGAGGUGCAUUGGACGCUGCUGCCAAACAGUUCAGUGAGGCGUACGACUCCUCUCUCAUCCCGAUGGAGUUUGUCAACAAGAUGAGAACGGAGCACAAGCUCAUCAUGGGAAUCGGUCAUCGUGUCAAAUCGCUGAACAAUCCUGACCAAAGAGUAGAAAUCUUGAAGGACUUUGUAAAGAAGAACUUCCCGGUUUGUCCGCUUCUUACCUACGCACUAGAAGUCGAGAAGAUCACUACAGCUAAGAAACCCAACCUCAUCUUGAAUGUUGAUGGUGUUAUUGGUGUUGCUAUGGUUGACCUCUUCAGGAACUGCGGAGCUUUCACAGCUGAGGAAGCUAACGAGUAUGUUGAAAUUGGAGUCUUGAAUGGUCUAUUUGUUCUCGGCCGUAGCAUGGGCUUCAUCGGUCAUUAUCUGGAUCAGAAGCGACUGAGGCAAGGGCUGUACCGCCAUCCAUGGGACGAUAUCUCUUACGUUCUCCCUGAGGCUCACUGAGUCCACAGCAUCCAGGGGACGGUUUCACAAAUGGCUAAGUCUGAUUAAAAAGUCAUGUUUAAUUGCCAUAUGUUCGCAUUAUAUGCAUCACAUGAUGUCACUGAUUGAUAGCAUUAGCGCAUGUCCCUUGAACAUACCUGUAUAACGUGGUGAUGUAACAUAUAUCAAUGGAAAAGGGGAAAUUAGGUGUGACUCUGAAUCAAACUUAGAUGUUUGUGAAACAUCCCCUGAUGUCAUCUGAAGACCAAAGUAUCAUGUGCAUCUCCUCCAUCAUACAUGUCAAUGUUCCAGAUUGUGGAUUAUUAUUUCAUGUGUUUUAACUUGCAUUGCAGGAUAUUGUGAGCCUGUCGUGCAAGAAUAUUUGCAAUCAAUUGCAAAUACAUGUAUCUGAUACACAUUUACAAUUGAAAGAUUAAUUUUAUUUGUCGCAAAUCAUUUCACACUUCUUGUUGCAAGAAUGCAGAUCAGCAAUCAAAUAGAAAUUUGUAAUUAAUUGCAAGGUAUGUGAUUGUAUUGGGAAUCCCAAAUAGAUUUGCAAUCGAUCGCAAGGUUUAUAAUUUGCCAUUCCUCUUUCCUGAGUUUGUGAAUUAUGUUGUGAAACUUGGAUUAUAUUUACAUGUAUAUCAGUACACAUCAUGUCCGUAAUGAAUUAGAUGAUUACAAGAUGUGGUUGAAGAUGUUUUAAAAGGUAUGGGAAAUUAAGUUUUUGUUUAGUAAUAUGUAUUGUAAUUGUUUGCCAUGUGACAUAGCUAUCUUGAGAUAAAUAGGAAUAUUGUCUCCUCUGAAGUGUUAAAAUGUCAAUUUUAAGACUUUAAAUUGUAUUCUGUGAACCUGCUGAUUGAGAUAUGAAAAUAUGAUUUACCUUGUCGCUCAUUCUUACCAAACUUUGCUAAUGAUAAUAAUAAUAACAUAUCACUUAAUACAAUAAUAUUUCUAAGCACUGCAUAUUAUUACCCCGUCCAUAGCAGAGCUACCAGCAAUGCGUUUCAGCAUUUCACGGAAUGAAUUCCUGGGCCCCGUCUUUCAAAGAAUUGCGAUUGAUCCAAUCAAUCGUAACUCUACGGAAAUCCAUCAGUGUCAUAAU
Messenger RNA from Lytechinus variegatus (green sea urchin), 4595 nucleotides. RefSeq names its product ATP-citrate synthase-like. Gene Ontology annotation, cellular component: cytosol. Gene Ontology annotation, biological process: tricarboxylic acid cycle; fatty acid biosynthetic process; acetyl-CoA biosynthetic process. The transcript has 29 exons. Lineage: Eukaryota; Metazoa; Echinodermata; Echinoidea; Temnopleuroida; Toxopneustidae. Gene Ontology annotation, molecular function: ATP citrate synthase activity. The coding region runs from base 170 to 3511 and encodes 1113 amino acids. The record is from RefSeq and is a predicted model, not a curated record.